AUUCUACUUAAAGCCGGUCUCGAAUCAAGACAAGCUCAUUGUGAAUCGCCACUAGCUGGCGAUCGGUCGUUCCCGAGUUUACCGAUCAUCUGUUUUACAAUGUUGAGGAUAUUUUUGUGUGGAUUUCUUUUACAAUUCGCCCUGCUAAUCAAUGCCACUGGCCUGUAUACGGUGGUUGGGCCUGGCACCAUUCGAUCCAACUCCAAGUACAAUGUCGUCGUUUCGGUCCACAAGGCAGAUGGUCCGAGUCAGAUAAAAGUCAGUCUGAAUGGACCCUCCUACAAUGAGACAAAGCAAAUCGGACUGCCGCCCAUGUCCACCGAGAGUGUGGAGUUCGAGGUGCCAAAAUUGGCCACCGGGGACUAUAAUCUCACUGCUGAGGGAAUUUUCGGUGUGGUUUUCCGGAAUUCUACCAAACUGAACUACGCCGAUAAGAAGGCCUCGACCUUUGUUCAAACUGAUAAGGCCACCUACAAGCCCGCCGAUCUCGUUCAGUUCCGUAUUAUCUUCCUGGAUGAGAACACUCGACCCGCCAAGAUCGACAAGCCCAUAUCUGUCGUUAUUACCGACGGAGCCCAGAAUCGGAUCAAGCAGUUUACAGAUGUCAAGUUGACCAAAGGCGUUUACACUGGGGAACUUCAGUUGUCCGAGCAACCUGUCCUGGGCACCUGGAAGAUCUCAGUCAGCGUGGAUGGUGAUAACAGGGAGACCAAGACCUUUGAGGUGGACAAAUAUGUGCUUCCCAAGUUUGAGGUCAUCGUGGACACAGCCAAGGAUGUGGUCCUAGCAGAUAAUGUGAUCAAGGCCACGAUUCGCGCCAAGUACACGUACGGCAAACCAGUCAAAGGCAAGGCCACCGUGUCAAUGGAACCCAAUUAUAGCUACUUUGGUGACUCCGAGGCAAGAAAACAGGAGAAGACGGUCGAUGUCGAUGGUAAGGGUCAUGUGGAGUUUGAUCUACUAGAAUUCCGACACGGCUCCUACGCACCACCCAUGAAACUGUUCGCAAUAGUCACCGAGGAACUGACUGGCAACAAACAGAAUGCCUCCGCUACAGUUCGCGUUCAUCAGCAGCGCUAUGUGAUAGAAAAUUUGGAAAAGCCAGACCAUUUCCAUAGCAUGAAGUCGUUCGCCUAUCAGGUUGUUGUGAAGAACGUUGACGGGUCUCCAGUAACGAGUUCCGCGAAGAAGGUCAAGCUAUCGUUUGAAAAUGCUCAUCGCUAUUUUGCAGAGCGUUCUUCUGCACCACGAAUUGAGUUUGAAGCACCUGUGAACACGAAUGGCAUUGCAAACUUUAAUGUUACGCUUCCCGAAGUGGAAUCCAGAUUCUAUCGAAUUGUUGCCACCUUUGACGGGUCAGAGAGCACACUUGGAACCAUUUCCAGGUUCGAGCCAUCCAUUGACAAUAGGGAGCCCCUUAAGAUUGAGGUGAACACAAAAAAGCCAAAAUUGGGAGAGCGAGUUUCUUUCGAUGUAAAAUCGAUUGAUGAUAUUCCAUAUUUUGUGUACACGAUUGUGGCCAGAGGUAAUAUUCUGCUGAGUGAAUACGUGGACGUGCCAAAGGGUCUUAACACUUACACCGUUAAGUUUACACCCACGUUUAGCAUGGUGCCCAAGGCAACUAUCUAUAUUCAUUUUGUCCUGAACAAUGACUUGCAUUUCGAAGAGAAAACUAUCGACUUUGAGAAAGAGUUUAGUAAUUCGAUUGAUAUCUCGGCUCCAGUGGAUGCGGAACCCAGUGAAGAGGUUAAGUUACGGGUGAAAACCGAUGCCGACUCCUUUGUGGGUCUUCUGGGUGUGGACCAGAGUGUGCUGCUGCUCAAGUCUGGAAAUGAUUUGAGCCGGGAUGAGAUCUUCAAUAGCCUCAACAAGUACCAGACAACAACACCCUAUCAACGUGGCUAUGGACGUUAUCCUGGAGAAACCUCCGGCUUGGUAACUCUAACCAAUGCCAACUAUCCCUACACCACUGCUUUUCAGCGAUCAUGGACAUAUUAUUUACCAGAAUCAUGGACAUAUCGUAUGGGCUCUCCAGUAAUGAACAUGCGCGUUGGUGCGGGCCAGCCAGGUGUUGCUGAUUUUAGAUAUAGGAGCGGAAUUAGUUUUCCAAGCUCAGAGAUCAUGUAUUCAAGAAGAAUUUCUUCAAAUCCAGAUCCACCACCAGCGAUACGUAAAGAGUUUCCAGAAACGUGGAUUUUUGAAAAUGUUGAUGAAGAGGGUUUUACCCUGACCAAGAAAAUUCCGGACACCAUUACCUCGUGGGUCGUCACGGGCUUUUCCCUGAACCCCACCUCCGGAAUUGCUUUGACCAAAAACCCCAGCAAGAUUCGAGUGUUCAAGCCAUUCUUUGUGUCCACCAAUCUGCCAUACUCCGUGAAGAGAGGCGAAGUAAUUGCUAUCCCUGUGGUGAUCUUUAACUACCUGGAUAAGACUCUUGAUGCAGACGUAGUGAUGGACAACACUGACCAGGAGUACGAGUUUACCGAGGCCACCAAUGAGGUGGUGGACAAGGCUAUCGAUGAAGUGCGUCGUGUCAAAAGAGUCACGAUUCCGGCCAACAGUGGCAAGAGUGUUUCAUUCAUGAUCCGUCCGAAGAACGUAGGAUCCACUACCUUGAAAAUCACGGCAAACUCACCUUUAGCCGGAGACACCAUUCACCAGAAACUGAAGGUGGAGCCGGAGGGAGUAACCCAGUUUGAAAACCGGGCUGUCUUCAUCAACCUAAAGGAUCAGCCGGAGAUGUCGCAGUCGCUGGAGGCCGAGAUCCCAAGCGAAGUCGUGCCCCAGUCCGAGUUCAUUGAGUUCUCCGUCGUGGGCGAUCUCCUCGGACCCACGCUCCAGAAUCUCGACAAUCUUGUACGCAUGCCCUACGGUUGCGGAGAGCAAAACAUGGUCAACUUUGUGCCCAACAUCCUGGUGCUUAAGUACCUCCAGGUCACUGGUCGAAAACUGCCGGCCGUCGAGUCCAAGGCCAAGAAGUUCUUGGAGAUCGGCUAUCAGAGGGAACUGACCUACAAACACGACGAUGGUUCCUACAGUGCCUUUGGAAAGUCUGAUCCUGCGGGCAGCACCUGGCUGACAGCCUACGUGAUGCGCUCCUUCCAUCAGGCUGCAACAUAUACGGAUGUUGAUCCCAAGGUUAUGAACGCUGGUCUUGACUUCCUGGUAUCGAAGCAGAAGGAGAAUGGUGAGUUCCCCGAGGUCGGAAAACUCUUCGACAAUGCCAACCAUAAUGCCCUGGGGCUGACUUCGUUUGUCCUACUGGCCUUCUUCGAGAAUCAUGAACUCAUCCCCAAGUACCAGAGUGCGAUUGAGAAGGCUGUUCGCUAUGUGGCCGAGGAGGUGGACAAGACGGACGACCAGUACUCACUGGCCAUUGCCGCCGUGGCCCUACAACUGGCCAAACAUCCGCAGGCGGAGAAGGUCCUCGUCAAGAUGGAGGGCAUGGCCCGUUAUGAAAACGAUCGCAAGUGGUGGUCCAAGGCUUCGGAUUCCACUGGUGACGAGGGUCGAAUCUUCCACUGGAAGCCCCGCAGCAACGACGUGGAGAUCACAUCAUAUUUGCUGCUCGCGCUCCUCGAAAAGGAUCCGGCCGAGAAGGCCCUGCCCAUCAUUAAGUGGCUGAUCUCGCAGCGCAACAGCAACGGCGGAUUCUCCUCCACCCAGGACACGGUUGUUGGUCUGCAGGCCCUCACGAAAUUCGCCUACAAGACGGGCUCCGGCUCAGGCACCAUGGACAUUGAGUUUGCUCCUGCGGGAGGAGCCAAGGACACGAUCAAGUUGAACCCCCUGAAUUCGCUGGUUCUACAGACCCACGUCCUGCCCAAGGACACUCGCAAGGUGGACUUCACAGCCAAGGGCACUGGAUCCGCAAUGGUCCAGCUCUCCUACCGCUACAACCUGGCUGAGAAGGAGAAGAAGCCCAGCUUCAAGGUCACUCCCACGGUCAAGGACUCGCCCAACCAGCUGCUGGUGGUGGACAUCUGCGCUGAGUACGUGCCCCUGGAAGACGCCGACAAGGACAAGGACUCCAACAUGGCUGUGAUGGAGAUCGCCCUGCCCUCCGGGUUCGUGGGAGACUCCGAUAGCUUGGCCAAAAUCGAGGCCGUGGAUCGGGUGAAGCGCGUGGAGACCAAGAACUCGGACUCCACGGUCAUCGUCUACUUCGACAGCUUGACCCCCGGCGAUGUACGCUGCCUUCCGGUGGAGGCCUCCAAGGCUCAUGCGGUGGCCAAGCAGAAGCCCGCCUCCGUGUCCCUCUACGACUACUACGACACGGAUCGCAAGGCCACCGAGUACUACCAGGUGCAGUCCUCCCUCUGCGACAUUUGCGAGGGCACCGAUUGCGGGGAGGGGUGCAAGAAGGCCUAAGUCUCAAAUUCUACAAUGUCCAGAUGACAGAAUAUAAAACUAAUAAAUUUUAUUGAACCAAUA
Drosophila elegans is the source of this 4434-nucleotide messenger RNA. It is a transcript of the gene Tep2, whose product is annotated as C3 and PZP-like alpha-2-macroglobulin domain-containing protein 8. Lineage: Eukaryota; Metazoa; Arthropoda; Insecta; Diptera; Drosophilidae. Gene Ontology annotation, cellular component: extracellular region. The transcript has 9 exons. The record is from RefSeq and is a predicted model, not a curated record. Bases 100 to 4371 code for a protein of 1423 amino acids. Gene Ontology annotation, molecular function: endopeptidase inhibitor activity.